CCCGGCCCGGCCCGGUCCCCGCAGCCGGCCGGCGCCGCGCUCCUCACCCGGCCGCUGUCUCUUUCCUCCCGCAGCGGCGUGGGGCUGGCGCGGGCGCACUUCGAGAAGCAGCCGCCUUCCAACCUCCGGAAGUCCAAUUUCUUCCACUUCGUGCUGGCGCUCUACGACAGGCAGGGGCAGCCGGUGGAGAUCGAAAGGACCGCUUUUGUGGACUUUGUGGAGAAAGAGAAAGAGCCCAACAACGAGAAAACCAACAACGGCAUCCACUAUAAACUCCAGUUGCUCUACAGCAACGGAGUCAGAACGGAGCAGGAUCUGUAUGUCCGCCUCAUAGAUUCAAUGACCAAACAGGCCAUCGUGUACGAGGGCCAGGACAAGAACCCGGAGAUGUGUCGCGUGCUGCUGACCCACGAGAUAAUGUGCAGCCGGUGCUGUGACAAGAAAAGUUGUGGCAACAGAAACGAAACGCCCUCAGACCCAGUAAUCAUUGACAGAUUCUUUCUAAAGUUUUUCCUCAAGUGCAAUCAGAACUGUUUGAAGAAUGCAGGCAACCCUCGAGAUAUGCGGAGAUUCCAGGUUGUUGUGUCGACAACAGUCAACGUGGACGGCCACGUGCUGGCCGUGUCCGACAACAUGUUUGUGCACAACAACUCCAAACACGGGCGGCGGGCCCGCCGCCUAGACCCGUCAGAAGGUACGGCCCCUUCUUAUCUGGAAAAUGCCACUCCGUGCAUCAAGGCCAUCAGCCCCAGCGAAGGCUGGACCACGGGGGGAGCCACCGUGAUCAUAAUCGGAGACAACUUCUUCGACGGCCUGCAAGUCGUGUUCGGAACCAUGCUGGUGUGGAGCGAGCUCAUCACCCCCCACGCCAUCCGGGUGCAGACCCCGCCACGGCACAUUCCUGGAGUCGUUGAAGUCACCCUGUCCUACAAAUCCAAGCAGUUCUGUAAAGGUGCUCCUGGGCGGUUUGUCUACACCGCCCUUAAUGAACCAACCAUAGAUUACGGCUUUCAGAGGUUGCAGAAAGUGAUCCCAAGACAUCCGGGUGAUCCCGAAAGGUUACCCAAGGAAGUUUUACUCAAGAGGGCAGCCGAUCUGGUGGAAGCCUUAUACGGGAUGCCCCACAACAACCAGGAGAUCAUCCUGAAGCGAGCAGCUGACAUUGCCGAGGCGUUGUACAGCGUGCCCCGCAACCACAACCAGAUACCCACCCUGGGCAACACCCCCGCGCACACGGGCAUGAUGGGCGUGAACUCCUUCAGCAGCCAGCUAGCCGUCAACGUGUCAGAGACUUCACAAGCCAAUGACCAAGUCGGCUACAGUCGCAAUACAAGCAGCGUGUCCCCGCGAGGCUACGUCCCCAGCAGUACUCCCCAGCAGUCCAAUUACAACACAGUCAGCACUAGCAUGAAUGGAUAUGGAAGUGGCGCCAUGGCCAAUCUAGGGGUCCCUGGCUCGCCUGGAUUUCUUAAUGGCUCCUCCGCUAACUCUCCCUACGGCAUAGUGCCGUCCAGCCCCACCAUGGCAGCCUCUUCGGUCACCCUCCCUUCAAACUGUAGCGGCACCCACAGCAUUUUCUCAUUCUCACCUGCCAAUGUCAUCUCUGCAGUGAAACAAAAGAGCGCCUUCGCGCCCGUGGUCCGGCCCCAAGCUUCUCCUCCUCCCUCCUGCACCAGCGCCAACGGGAACGGACUCCAAGGCUCUCUGCUGGGUGCUGAGGACGUUACCGUGGAGAAGACAAACUGGCCCUUUUGUGAAGUCGGUGGCAUAUUUCACUUUGAUGAACUAAUGCUCAAAAAAGGAACUGGAAAGCUAUGUCUGGGCUGGUAGUCCCGCCGAUGUGAGGGCCUCGCGUUCCCUCGCGCAGCGCCCAGGACGGACUUCAGGGGACACGUUUCGUACGUAAGCGCGGCUGCUGGAGCCAGUCCGCAAACGCAUCGGCCGCGGCGGAGACGCUACAAGAGACUUUGUUUAAAGAUUUUAUUUAAACUAUUAAGAAUCAACAUGCAAACAGCCUACUUCUUCAUGAACAAUUCCAUUUUAUUGACUGAACUUUUCUCAUAUUUUCACAUUUCUCAGUCCUGAAGACUAAGGAAAACAAAGCGACGCCUAUUUUGUAUAAAGUUUCUGACUCCGUCUUGGCUCUGUCUAGUACUUGCUAUGUGUUGGGAGAAACUCUGUGAAUGCACCAUUUUGAUUAUCAUGAAACACUGAUGAAAAAUGCCUCCAAACAUUUUUCUGUGCUCAUACUUAGAUUCACAAUGGUUGUGUAUCUCUAUAAUGUGAAAUAUUUUUUUGUGGUGAAAAAAGGGGCCAAGGAGGUGUGAGCCAUCGAACUGGAAGAAAGGAGGACUCCGUGACUAGGAGCAUUCGGGGUGGCAGGGAGGGAGGGAGGGUUUAUCAUUGCUUAACUUCAUCUUAAUGAAAUGAAACUUUGUAACUUAUUGUAGUUAGAAAUUGUAACUUUGAUAUUGAAUUCUCUUGCCUUCAACAAGCACACUGACAGAAAAAAAAAAUGCUACUGUCUGUUGGUUAAAAUAUUCUCCCA
Ailuropoda melanoleuca (giant panda) is the source of this 2548-nucleotide messenger RNA. RefSeq names its product EBF transcription factor 3 (gene EBF3). Gene Ontology annotation, biological process: regulation of DNA-templated transcription. Gene Ontology annotation, molecular function: DNA-binding transcription factor activity; DNA binding. The transcript has 16 exons. The record is from RefSeq and is a predicted model, not a curated record. The coding region runs from base 340 to 1830 and encodes 496 amino acids. Lineage: Eukaryota; Metazoa; Chordata; Mammalia; Carnivora; Ursidae.